This is a messenger RNA of Maniola jurtina (meadow brown), 8494 nucleotides long. RefSeq lists its product as uncharacterized. Gene Ontology annotation, molecular function: guanyl-nucleotide exchange factor activity; protein binding. The coding region runs from base 144 to 4328 and encodes 1394 amino acids. The transcript is spliced from 11 exons. The record is from RefSeq and is a predicted model, not a curated record. Lineage: Eukaryota; Metazoa; Arthropoda; Insecta; Lepidoptera; Nymphalidae.
ACAUGUCAUUUGCCAAAAAUUAUUGUCAAGAGCGUUAGAAGCUAGCGAAGAGACUCAAGUAUUUAUUUUUGGAAGACCGUGAGACGAAAUAAAGUGGAUAUAAUUAAAUGCUUAGUGAAACAUGGUAACUCAUUUUGACCAGAAUGUCUACUGAUAGUUGCUUAGUGAAAGCAAUAUACUCCUUCAAGGGUAAAAACAAUGAUGAGUUAUGUUUCAAGAAAGGGGAUAUUAUCACUGUCACCCAAAAGGAAGAAGGUGGGUGGUGGGAAGGAACAUUGGGGGAAACUACAGGAUGGUUUCCUAGCAACUAUGUCACAGAAUUUAAAGAUGCCUCAGGUUCAUUAACAACUUCACCAAUAAGAGCACCUUCAGAGAUCCAAGCAUUUAGGAAUGUAGUGCUCAAGGAUAUUAUAGAUUCUGAGAAGGCCCAUGUGGCGGAGAUGCAGGGCCUUGUUAGCAAUUUUUUGCAACCAUUGGAGAAAAGUGAAAUGCUCACUAAGGAUGAAUUCAGGCAGUUAACGGGCAACAUAAAUGAAGUGUUGCAAGUCCAUGAGCAAUUUCUUGCUUUAUUAGAAGAGUGUGCAAUGAAGACGGGCCCUGACCAGCGAGUGGGAGGAUUGUUUCUGCAGUGGGCUCCUAAGAUCAAAACUGUACAUCAAACUUACUGUGCCGGCCAUCCUAAAGCAGUUUGCAUCCUUGAUAAGUACAAAGAAGACCUCAACACAUGGAUGGAGAAUGCAGGUGCAGUCUGCCCUGGAGUAUUAGUACUGACUGCUGGUUUAUCCAAACCAUUCCGUCGUCUUGGCAAGUAUCCUGCAAUGCUGCAGGAACUGGCAAGGCAUGUUCACGAAGCACAUCCUGACAGAGGCGAUACACAUCGAGCUUCAGUUGUCUAUAAAGAUAUUGCUAGUGCCUGUGCGGCGUUACGAAGACAAAAAGAGUUGGAACUCCAAGUAGUGACAGGAGAGGUGCGAGGCUGGCCCGGCGGGGAACUUACCUCGCUGGGCGAUGUGCUGCAUAUGGGCAGCGUGGCGGUCGGCCCCUCGCAUCAAGACAGAUACCUCGUCCUCUUCCCUUCUGCCUUGUUACUCUUGUCAGUGAGCAAACGGGUGUCUGCAUUUGUUUAUGAGGGUUGUCUUCCAUUAACCGGCAUAACAGUUUGCAAGCUUGAUGAUACAGAAACUAGAAAAAAUGCAUUUGAAAUUAGUGGGCCGAUGAUAGAUAGAAUAGUAGCUGUGUGCCAAACGAGGGCCGAAGCUGACAACUGGGUCAGCUUGCUGCAGAAACACUCCAACAACAGCAGUCCCUCUCAUGAGCCCUCUCAGCCACAAUCUCUACCACAUUUGACCCGCUCUCCCUCCGAAGGGGCGUUGUCUAGCAUCAACUGUAGCCGACGCAGCCUCUAUCACGUGACGCUGCCGCCGUCCAGUUACCCUUCUGCUUCACCUUACUAUUCACUAACGAAGUAUUUCGCACGACUUGUUAAGAAAAAAGUUAUCACAAGGCAAAUGCUACGUAAACUUUUACAAGAGAAGACAUGGGCUAAAGCGUUCGAAUUAACGGGAUAUCCUGUUAGACGAAGGCACAAAAAUCAUAUUAAACUUAAAAUCGACGACGAUGGUACAAUCGCCACAGAGACAGAAUGCUCUGACAGUGAUAGGAAUUCAGAAGAUAGUGAUAGGGAGAUGGAAACCACGGAUUAUUCAAACUCAAGUUGUACAGAUGCCGAAGCCUCCAGUUCAAAUAAUAAUCUUAUUAUACGACAAAAUGCUCUGGAUAGCAUCGGUCCUAGGACAAUAUCAUCGUCAUGUAGCAGUUGGGGAAGUAACUUUGGAUAUGUGCGUUACUUCGACACAUCCAACGAUAUGCAGUGUGACAUGCCGCAAACUAACGUUGUAGGUGACUGCACGAAAAACAUAUUCGUGUCCCUGCCAUCAGACGCUGAUCUAAGAGCCUCAAAUGAGUAUAAUUUACAAAGAUCAUCCAAAGCCAAUAACUUAAAUGUUAACCCUUCCCUGAAUCAACAUUCCGAUAGUGCUGAAAAUUCUAGUUUUGAAGUAAGGAAUUAUAAAGGCUGUGAGGAUUUGGUAAAUAUGGAUCAGAAUAUUCAAAUGAAUACGCUGGGUAAAGAAGAAACUGACUUUAUUCCAACUCGGCAAAGUUUCCCAAACUACAACGCACGCAAUGGUGCAUAUCCUAAGCUAUGGAAGUCUAAUGAAGAAUAUUACAAUCGAGAAGACGAUGACAACAAUAAUGUUAUCAUGUCCGACUUGCUGCAAGUGCUGGACCCUCCCUCGCCAAAACAUUGUCGCGACUUCCCUGUCGACUCGAUUAUCAUCGACCCUCCACCUAUGUUCCGGAACGAAAAUGAAGAUGUAAAAAUCUUAAAUGUUAAUCUUAACGCUAAUGUACCCUUUCGAAAACACUCUAUUAAUUCGGACAAAAGAAUUAGGAGAUCGAUGUCGAGGUCUAUGGUAGAAGCUGAAAACAAAAAGAAUAACAACUCGCAUCUCGAGAGAAUGAGUUCUCAGUCAGAGACUUCAAAAGUUCGUCGAAAAUGUGAAUGUUGCAAUCGAUCCUUAUGUCCGAGUCCUAGAUCUUCCGAUUCAGGGGUCGCUGGAAGCUGCAAUUUGGCCUCACCUGACUUAAAUAUGCACGGAAACGACUCCGACAGCCACGAAAAAGCAUCUGAUACGACAGAUUCUCUUAAUAACCUGUCACAAAACACAUUCGAUCAUCGAAAGUUAACAUUGUCAGAAAUCGAAGCAGCUAACUUUGAAGAUCAGUGCAGGUGUACUUCACCCUUCGGAUCGACCGCCAGGACGUCUUGCGUCACUAGCGUCACUUCUGAAACAAGCUUCGACGUUAAGGAUUUGUCUAAUACAAACGUCACAUCCACUUUUGCUGCCAACCCUCCACUGUCUUCGCCUCAAAUUAAAAGGACCUCUAUCCGCAGAAACAUUGAAAGUUACGUGCGAGAGAUCAAACUGAAACCUGAAGUGCCGCCGCGUAUAUAUCGAAAGCCCAGCACUCAUAUGGAAUUCCCUAAAAAUGUUCGACAGCCUGUGCCAUGUCAGUGGAGCACACUUAACAUCACUGAACGCUCGAAGCCUAGUCUACAUUAUCACAUGCGAAUAUACCGAGAGAAGCCGGGAGAAAACACGGAUAGAUCCUCCCGGAAAGAUAUUUCUCGCAAUUGCGAUAUUUAUAACAAAGUAAAUAAACAAAGCGGUGAUAAAUCGUCAGCACCACAAAAAACCCGAUCCCGCAGUGAAGAUCUAUCGAAAAUGCAGAAGGGUCUGACGGAAGCUCAGUCUGGCUUCAUGGUGUAUCGAUCAGACUUGUAUGCCCAUUGGUGGAUGAAAGCCAAAUUACCCAUUACCGUGGUCACCGACUCAGGCAAGGAUUAUUUUUUUAUGGCCAUGAGCGACAGCAGUAACGAGCUCGCGUCAGGCCUCACCAACCACAAACGAUCCCACUCAUUCAACAAUCACCAAAGCUACACACAACACACGCAACAGACGCAAAAGAGCAAACAGAAGAACCAAUCGGCGCGCUGGCUUCUCAACUCCUGUGACUCGCUCGACCAAUCAUCGCCCGCUAAAACUAACAAAGUUCCCAUCGGAAAGAAGUUCUCCUCUGUCGACUUUAUCGACACAGCUGACUCAAAUUAUAGCAGUAAAGGAUGGAGCAUAACAUGCCUUCGUCCGGCGCCGCCUCUCAGGCCGCAGUCUUUCACCGUGGGCUCCGAUGAGAACAUCGGUCCUACCCAUCCGUACGCUCCGCACCAGCGGAAGUCCAACUCCUACGAGGAAGAUGCACUUAUACUGAAAGUCAUUGAAGCAUAUUGCACGUCAGCCCGCUGUAGGAACGCAGUGAGCUCUGUGGACUGCGGCCACUUUUCUCUCGGUAAAGUACAAUAUCACGCACCCGCUACUAACAUACCUCACUUUAACUACUCCAAACUACCUGUCGGUCAGAGGAGCGAAACGCCGGAACUUUCCGGUAGGAGCAAGACGACAAAAGUGAAACGUAACAAAAGUUCAUCGGCGGCGGACACUUACUUGUUCCGGGUGCCAGAAGCCCGCAAGCUGCUCUCGGAGCGAAAGUUUCAAUUGAACCGUUCGAACCCUAAUCUUUGGGAUUGUUCGGAGCGUCGUCGGGCGAACUGGAUGGGAGGCUACGAGCGUCGCAGCGGGUCGCAGCCGAGCCUGGCGCCGCUGCGCGCCACGCUGUCGCCCGCGCCCGCGCCGCGCUCCGCGCGCUCCUCCACCUGGUGCUGCGGCUCCUUCGUCAAGCAGCUCACCAAGUCGCACCACUUCGAUUGACACUAAUUGUCCUCCUCCCGAUUGAAGCUCACGAUUUCCCCCUUAAACGUUUUACUGGCUCAUCUAAUUUGAUUCGCCCCAUACCGCUGCCGCAUUGUUCGACUAGAUGUGCGUGAUUGAUCAUGGCGAGUGUCCAGCUUUUUAUGAAUCCUUCAUUCUGUUUACUAACUUCAUUAAAUCCUAACAAGGCUGUAACUAGUCAAAUAACCUUCGAUAUAUAUAAUACAGGAGAAAUUAAUAAAAAAACACCAGCAAAAAUGAUUCUUGUUAGAAUGGUACCCAACAUUUACAGCAAGAAUCAUUUUUGUUGCACUAAUUCUACUGUACAAAAAAAAAACUUUAAGGUGAUGGAAUUGUGACACAUGACAUGCUGUUUAAAGUGCCAUAGACGUAUGCGACGACUGUCGAGAAAUGUUAUCUAUGUGAACAUAGAUUUGUAAUGUAUAAUAAGUAGUAAUGCAUGUGUGCAGUAUUAUACGAAUAGUUGUGAUUUAUUUUCCUUUUAGUUGCUUUUUGAAUUGAGCAGAAAUAAGUUAAUGGAGCUAUAUUACUAGUGCAUAUAAAUGUGCAUGUUUAAUGUAUAAAAGUAUUACACUUUUAUUAUUUAGUUAUUGGGUGUUUCAGUAAUGAAGAAUUAUAUUAUUAGAAUGAAUGUUAUAGAAUCUAGUAUGAGCUUUUUUAUGGUGUUUAUAUAUUAUUUUAUAUUUAAUUUCAUUUAUAUUCUGUAAGUGUACAAAUAUAAAACAUAUUUUCAAUAACGAAACAAAGUCUACUUACCUGUUUGAAUAUUUUUGCUUAAAAAAAUAUAUGUGCACAAAAUAUCAAAUUCUUCGUCAUUUAUGUUUGUAUUUUAUUUUUGUAAAAUAUCUCGAAUUAAUAUUGCCUUUCCUUACGACAUGCGACAGGCACGUAUAUGAGGUUUCGUAGUCAAUAUUAUUUUUGUUAGAACCAGUUGUUGGCAUAAAAUUUCAUGCAUAAAAAUGUCUUUAUUAAUUUUUUUUUCAAAUAAUUAACGUUUUGCCUAUAAAUUGUGAAAAUUACUGUUACAGUUUAUGAUCGUUAAUGUUAGGCAACCAAGGCACAUUGAACCACAGAUAAAGGGACGCGAAGCGUUAACUUUGCCAAGCACACGGUGUCUUAGCGCAAAUGCGCGCACAUUUGCAUGAAUUGCAUCGGCGCGGCCUCAUAACGGCCUACAAAUCACUGAGAUCUCAAAAAAUGACUUGUGAAAAAGUGAACUUGUAGGACGUCUCCGCAAAGUUGCACGUGUUGACGCCCUUCACAGAGAACAGGGAUGUUCCCUAUGGCAAAAACAAAUUAUUUCUUAGUGAUUAUUCGAUAGGCCUUCCAAAAUACCUAAAGUCUACGCCCUGUUAGUUCAAAGUUUAAAACCAUUUUAAAUUAAUUAUUAGUGAUUAUUAAAUUAAUAAGCACGUCACAUUUCAAUUUUUCAUACAAACUUCCAUACUAAGCUCGGGAUUUAAGGUAUGAUAAAGAAUUGCUGAUUUGAUUAGUUGGCAACUUCCCUAUUUGCCACCAAACUAAUGUUCCAACUUUUUCUGUGGCCAUUCGCCAAGAGUUCUAUACAGUUUUCUAUUGCAAAAGAAAACGAUUUCUGGUUUAUUCAGUACAUAUUUCGAGGAAAAUACGUGCUAUGUAUGUAUGUGAAAAUACCUGCUCUAAUCUAAUAGUGAAAUCUAAUAUCAGCUAAACUUAAUAGUAUAAUAAUGGUAUUAUUGCCGUUUAGGGAGCUAACCGUUAUGACAAACAUUCUAAAUUAAUAUCUCAUACUAAGAAACGUUACAAUCUCCACCCACGUAAGCAAUAAAUCUUUAGGUAUAUUACCAUCAGCAUACUGAAAUUAGGCUGUGGGAUUUAAUACAAUUACGAACUAUAACGUCGAUUUAACUAAAACUAAACACUAAUGGACUAUCAAAUUUUAUUAAUGACUAACGACCCGUCCCGGCUUUGCGCGGAUGUAAUAAUAACCUUGUAAUAAUAAAUAAAAUACAAUUAUUACGAACACAACGAAAAUAUAUCAGCCAAAUCCUCAAUAGCUCAACGGUAUAGGAGCGGACUGAAAUAAUUGCGAAAGAUCGGUGGUUCAAACCCCACCCGUUGCACUAAUUGUCAUAUCCAUUCCUAGCACAAGCUUUACGCUUAGUUGAAGGAGAAAGGGGAAUGUUAUUCAUAAUUAAAAUGGCAAAUAUUCUUUAAAAAAAAUCUGUCGAGCAGUUCUCAAGUGAUGAUCAUUGUGAUUCAUGCGGCAAAUUUAUUUUUUUAUUAAUACAGAUUUAGAUUUUUUAUAUUAAUGUUUUAACUGACUACGUAACCUUAUACCUACUUAUUCAAUGCUUGCAACAUACUAGUUCAUUACCUCAUUCAUUUAUAAUCAUGACGUUCUAAAAAGGCAUUUCAAUUUUUUUUUAAAUUUGCGUCAUAAGACAUUACAAGUAAAAAAAAACAAUUGCGGUCAUUUAGAUAGACUGAUUCCAGAAGAUAAAUUUUCUUUCUUAAUAAUAAUAUAUUUUUACGAAGUUUCCUAUUCUUCGCUCAUUCAUUCAAGUCGUCGCCUCAAGAUAGAAUGCAUAAAACUAGUCUUCCAUUGAAGUUAGUGUUCCACAGAUGAUUGAACCGUCUUGCUUUACAAUGUAUUUUUUUUACUUUGUGAAAUAAGUUUGAAAGCAUUUGUUGAUGAUGAAAGAUAGAUGCAAAAUGCAAAUAGAUUAUUUUAAACGUUAACAAUAUUAACAUUUAUAGAAAUACUUAUAUUUUUUUAUUAUUGUGAUUCUGACAUAUUAACCUAAACCAAAAAUUAAAUCAAAUGAAAUGCUUAAUUUUUAAUUUAAGUGAUUAAGUGAUGAGUAAUUUAACGCCUCAUUUACACGAGAGCUUUUUUAAAGUCCGUUAAAAAAGCGUCCAAAUAGAAUAAAUAUAUUCCCAAGUAACUAUAUUAUAUUCACACGUCGACGCUUUUUUACAUCUGAACAGAUACUUGGGAAUACAUAUUUUUUUUCUAUUUGGACGCUUUUUUAACGGACGUUAAAAAGCUCUCGUGUAAAUGAGGCCUUAGUGUAUUAAGUGUUAUGAGAUUCGUCACAUACCUACCUGUCAAACAUUCAUGUUAAUGUUUUUUAGUGCAAACUCACGUUUACAACAAAGAAUAAAUCGUAAACCUUCUGUGAGAACAAAACUGUAUACCUAAUGCAUUAUUCAUAACUUUAUAUAACGGUAAUGUGCUAUGCGGUAAAGUUGAAGCUAAUAGAAAUGAGCCGCGGUAGUUAUUUGAGUGUGCAGACUCACUAGGUAAUCACAGUGGACGGGUCUGCAGCCGUCAUGUGCAUUUGUUAAAUAUUUAAUGGCGGCGCUAUAGCAGCAGUGCUUCGUACCUAAGCCGAAUACGUAUUAGCCUACUUCCACUACACAACUUAUCCCAUUUGUAAAACGGAGUGAGUUUUCCGCCUUUUCGAUCUCAUGAUUUCUAUUUUGUUAAUACUCGUAGAACUGAGCGCAAACAUGUGCGACCGUUCUUGCCUUUUCUGUAAUUGUUUCGGAUUGAAAUUAGCUCUCGAAUUGGGCCGCUCAUAACAAUGCAAUUUUAGUACGGUUUGACGUGUUCCGUUCCAAACUGAACAGUGUCGAAUUAAUCAGUAGAUUCUAUUAGAUAGUUAUUAUUUAAUCACUAAUUCUUAGGUUUAGAUGAAGAUUUAUUUUUUUAUAGAUCGUUUCAUGUUUCAAGUCCGUCAAGCUAUUUAUUUCAGUACUAGAUCAUGCCCGCGGCUUGGCCUCCACGGAUUUUGGUUUUAAAAACUCUGAGUGUUCUUUGAUUUUCCGGGCCAAAAAGUAGCCUUUGUUCGUCCCCGGGAAGCAAGCAUCUUUGUUCCUUUCGUCAAAAUCGUUUAAACGGAUGGGCUGUGAAAAGCUAGCAGACAGAUAAACUUGCAUUUAUACCUACCUACUAUUAGUAUGGAUAGUGACGGACGGACUAUAGUCGCACCAAGGGCUCCACCUUACACCAUUUUGAUACGGGCAGUUACCUUUUUUAUCUCUCUCGUCUGGCUUUACAAAGAUUAGCCAAUGUCAAGUUUGUAUAGUUAUUUGUAACAAGUAGGGAAACUAUACAAGUAUGGACCCUGUCUGUGCCGACGCUCGCCGACACACGCACG